CACCACCAGAAUAAUCCCAUUCUCACUUGUGCGCGGCAUCAAUCAUCACGAACCUCACUUGCUUAAAAACGCUUGCCGCCAGUCCAGAAUGACUCCUUUCAUCUUGUCACUUUCAUCUCUUACCAAAGAAUUCCAUCAAUCUUCAUCUAUAGACUGAAGCCUCCAUCAAUACCCGUUGCCGACCCAUCAUGUCGCGUGCCUUGAGUCGUGUGGACCUGAUCCGCACGUCUAUCCAUGUAUUCAAAGCGACACCCAUCUCUUCACUACUGUCGCGCGCUUCCGUACCAGCGAUUCAAACACGUCUGUCCUCACACUCGCCCCUUGGUGCUACCACGACCAGAAAGAAAGUCACCCUCAACACCAUCAGUUCCCUAUACCAUAAGAACGAGCCCAUAACAAUGAUUACGGCGCAUGACUUCCCGAGUGCUCACGUCGCGGAUCAUGCUGGCAUGGAUGUGGUAUUGGUCGGCGACAGCCUUGCCAUGGUGGCUUUGGGUAUGGAGGACACCAGUGAGAUAAUCAUGGAAGAGAUGCUGUUGCACUGCCGCUCGGUCUCUCGGGCGGCAAAGUCGGCCUUCAUAGUCGGUGAUCUCCCUUUGGGAAGCUAUGAGAUCGAUCCACAACAGGCCCUCGAAUCUGCGAUACGUAUGGUCAAGGUUGGACGAGUCCAGGCCGUGAAGCUCGAAGGUGGUGCUGAAAUGGCAUCAACCAUAAAACGUAUCACGACCGCUGGAAUUCCUGUCCUUGGUCAUGUCGGCCUUACACCACAGCGCCAGAAUUCUCUAGGAGGGUUCCGUGUUCAAGGCAAGUCUGUCAUUAGCGCCAUGAAGGUGCUCGAAGAUGCCUUGGCCGUGCAAGAGGCCGGUGCAUUCGGUGUAGUGCUGGAAGCUGUGCCACAGGAAGUUGCCGCACUGAUCACAAAGAAAUUGAGGAUACCGACGAUUGGUAUCGGUGCAGGUAACGGUUGCUCCGGGCAAGUGUUGGUUCAAGUCGAUAUGUCCGGUUACUUUCCUCCAGGUCGUAAGAUUCCCAAGUUUGUGAAGCAAUACGGAGACGUGUGGGGUGAAAGCAUGAAAGCCAUCACUGCAUACCGGGAUGAGGUCAAGUCCAGGGCGUAUCCUGCGCCUGAGCACACCUAUCCCAUCCCCAAAGAGACGCUGGAGGAGUUCGAGCAACUUAUCGCCUCUUUGGAAGCCGCGCCACCAGACACUAGCGCAUAGACGACUUCCUCUGGCCUUUUAUGAUCUCAUUAUUUUGCUUCGUGUCAAAUAUACCCCCAAUCAUUCUUGUCAUCGGAGGUUCUCGAACUCCGCCAUAUUCUGCAUCACAUAGUCAAUCAAAUAUGUCACACCAUA
This is a messenger RNA of Pseudovirgaria hyperparasitica, 1355 nucleotides long. RefSeq lists its product as uncharacterized. The transcript has 2 exons. Lineage: Eukaryota; Fungi; Ascomycota; Dothideomycetes; Acrospermales; Acrospermaceae. The coding region runs from base 189 to 1220 and encodes 343 amino acids. Gene Ontology annotation, cellular component: mitochondrion. The record is from RefSeq and is a predicted model, not a curated record. Gene Ontology annotation, molecular function: 3-methyl-2-oxobutanoate hydroxymethyltransferase activity; magnesium ion binding. Gene Ontology annotation, biological process: pantothenate biosynthetic process.